Chironomus riparius is the source of this 1380-nucleotide messenger RNA. NCBI's taxonomy places the organism in Eukaryota, Metazoa, Arthropoda, Insecta, Diptera, Chironomidae. The record is from the annotation of a GenBank genome assembly.
AUGGACACCGACAGCCUUCCAGAUAUCGUCGUAAGCUUCACCGACAACUAUGAAAAAAUUUUGAAUCCUCAUCAGCGUCAAAUUCUUGAAGACACAAAGAGAGUUCGUGAUCAGCUUGAUCAGCUGGAAAGACAACGUGGAUUUGGAACUCCAAAUUUAUAUGUUAGAAAAGCUGAAGAAACAUUCGAUCCUGAUGAAAUGGACGAGCGUGACAGUUUUUACAAAACUACUAAAAGUCUCCUCGUUUUAUUUCAAUUGAUGGGUGUCAUGCCAAUCAUGAGGAGCAUUAAAGGCAGCGGUCAAGAACGAACGACAUUUUCAUGGACAUCAAAAGCUUUCAUUUGGGCUUAUUUGGUCUAUUUUUUUGAGACCAUAAUCGUUUGCUUAGUGGCAAGAGCAAGAUUUAUAAUGUUCAUAUCCAGUUCUGAUAAAAAAUUUGACGAAGUCAUCUACAACAUUAUUUUUUUGAGUAUUUUAUUGCCGCAUUUUUUACUUCCGUUUGCAUCAUGGCGAAAUGGAUUGGAAGUGGCAAAGUUUAAAAACAUGUGGACAAAUUUUCAGGUUCGAUACUUAAAAGUCACUGGAGAAGCUAUUGAAUUUCCAAAAUUAGAACCAAUAACUUGGACAUUAUGCGUUUUUUCUUGGGGAUGUUCGAUGUUCAUUGUCUUGUCUCAAUUUUAUCUUCAACCAGAAUUUCCAUUUUUCCACACUUUUGCUUAUUAUCACAUCCUUGCUAUGCUUAAUGGAUUUUGUAGCUUAUGGUUCAUAAAUUGUACAGCUUUUGGUUUAGCAUCGCGAGCCCUUCAAGGUCAUGUCAGUAAAAUUAUCAGAAGUGAAAAACCGUCGAAAAAAAUGGCAGAAUAUCGAAACUUGUGGGUUGAUUUAAGUCACAUGAUGCAGCAAUUAGGAAAAGCUUACUCAAAUAUGUACGGAAUUUAUUGUUUGGUCAUUUUCUUCACAACAAUUAUCGCAAGCUAUGGCUCGUUAAGUGAAAUUAUUGAUCAUGGUGUGACCUUCAAGGAGCUUGGAUUAUUCAUUAUUGUCGUUUAUUUUAUGACAUUGCUGUUCAUAAUUUGUAAUGAAGCACAUCAUGCAUCACGACGAGUUGGACUUGGAUUCCAGGAAGUUUUAUUAAAUGUCAAUUUAACGACAGUCGAUAUAUCUACGCAGAGAGAGAUUGAGAUGUUUUUGGUUGCAAUUGACAAAAAUCCACCGACUAUGAAUUUAGAUGGGUAUGCAAAUAUAAAUCGUGAAUUAAUCACUUCAAAUUUAAGCUUCAUGGCAACUUAUUUAGUUGUUCUGAUGCAGUUUAAGUUGACACUUUUAAGGCAAAGCUCGAGGAAAUUACCUGUUGAUUAUUUGCCAGAAGAAAAUAUGUAG